GAAUACGACAAUGACGAUUUUGGAGCGCCAGAUGUGGAUGAUUAUUAUGAACCAUCUCCUUCUCUCGCAUCAUGCACUCCUGCUCCUAACGAGAAUGCGAAGGAAAUGAUAGGAAACACAGAGAGCGAAGAAAGGGAACUGAAAAAGGAGAUGGAAGAGAUGGAAGUCGAGCCAGUUCAUAAAGAAGUAGAAGGAAAGCCACCUGUGCAAACAAUGCUGUUAGCAGCUGAAUGGGAUGAUACCAAAGAAACGUGCAGCGAACCCACUGUAGAAGUGACAGCUGGAUCAGAGGCAUUUUAUGUGAAGGAAGAUGGCCAACAAAUGAUUCGAAUGUAUUGGCUGGAUGCUUUUGAGGAUCCAGUAAAGCAUUCUGGUACCGUAUACUUAUUUGGCCGCGUAAAUGUUAGUGGAAGCAAGUGGGCCAGUUGUUGUGUAACGAUCAAGAACAUCUUUCGUCAAGUUUUCUUCUUGCCAAGAGAGACACAAGCCAAGAAACACUUUAUGCAUGAUGGAACUAUAUCUGAAGAUCACUGCGCCGACGAGAUUAAAGUAAUAGAAGUACAGUAUGAGAGUAGUUAUCCCAAACUACCUACUGAUUUGUCUGGAGAAACUUUCUCAGCUGUAUUCAAUACUACAACUACUGCAAUGGAACGACUCUUAGUUGAAAAGGCGAUGAUGGGCCCUGGCUGGAUUGACAUCAGCAACUAUACUGAAGUUACUGCGAAACAGUCUUACUGCGACUAUGAGUUCAGUGUAGAUAUGGAGAGGAUGCGAAACCUUACUUACAACACAUCAAUAACUCAAAAUCCGCCACCCGUACGCAUGCUUGUACUGAAUGUUCUAACAACAUUGAAUGAAAAGAAGGAAAAUGAGAUCUGUAUGAUAUCAACACUAUAUAAUCCUGCUUGUAGCCUUAGCAAUCCUAGCACUGAUCAAAAGGAUCUUCAUCGAUUAUGCAUGUUCACCAAACCUUGUGGCGGCACGCUGCCUUUUGACAUAAAAGAUCAACUGAACAGGCGAGGCCUAGCCGAUAUUGUCCUAACCGCCGGAAACGAAAAAGCUCUCCUAUCGCUUUUUCUUGCAAAGAUUCACAAAUACGAACCUGACAUUAUUGUAGUAAGUUAUUUUGGUGUGAUAAGGGUUGAUGCCAUAUUGCCUGUGUUUUCAUCUCAGCAAUUGCUGAACCUUAUUCAAUGGAGUUGGAUGGACCCUUGGCUCUCUCUAAGAGUCAUAGCCCAGAUCAAUGCGCUCCAGCUUGCUGUACAGAUCACUAACAUUGUUGGAGGGGUUACGUCCCGAACAUUGAUGGGUGGAAGAGCUGAACGAAACGAAUUUUUGCUGUUGCACGCAUUCAACAAGGCUAAUUAUAUAGCGCCGAACAAGUAUCAGACAAGUUUUAAGAAAGGGAAUCAGGAAAAGUUUGCGAAAAAUGAAGAUGACGAGAUUACUGAAGAGAAUGAAACUGAAGUUAAGUCUAAGAAUAAAGCCCAGUAUUCAGGCGGUUUGGUCUUGGAACCGAAGAAAGGUGAGUUAUCUGAUAGUCAACUGAUUUAA
Strongylus vulgaris is the source of this 1554-nucleotide messenger RNA. NCBI's taxonomy places the organism in Eukaryota, Metazoa, Nematoda, Chromadorea, Rhabditida, Strongylidae. The record is from the annotation of a GenBank genome assembly.